GAUAUCUCGAAUUUGUUUUCUUUUAUUUUUUCACUCAAUGUUAGAAUUUCUUUGUUUGCUUUUAACUCUACUUGUUACGUCAUCAAGGUGACGUAUAUGAUUGGCGGAGUCAGAGUGAAUGUACUUCGGUAAUAAAAAGUACGAACAAUGUGCAAAUUAAAUUAUGAUAUCUAACCAUAUAUUCAGUGUUAACUCUUAAGUUAAUAGUUAUGAUUUACUUUCUCUCUAACUAUUUCUUUCCUACUUUUUUCUAGGUUUUUGCUUUGCCUUUUCGUUUUAUGGUGCCGCGUCCUCCAGGAUGGUCGUCGGAGCUCCUGUGUCGUAUCCCUAUCUCCUUCCCCCUUCUUCCCUUGUUCAUAUAUGUUCUUUCUGGUCUCUCUUUGCAGCGUAGAGGAAGUUUCCUAUAAGCUCAACGGUUCAUAUCUGGGGAUUUUCCGGCCUCGAUAUAGAGCUAAUAAGGCGAUAGCGGUGGGCUUGAGGAUGGUAUGUUUCUCGCUGAGUGGGUUUCUCAACUCUUAUGUCGGAGCUUCCAUACGAUUGGGUUUUGCUUCGUAGAAUUUCUUCUCAGGUUGGCGGCUCGUGAGGCAUCAGGUUGCUUUCUCUUUGGGUUGUCUUCCUCUCAACGCGGGCGUGGUUGGGUUCGGAGGCGUGCUCGUCUGGCAUCUAAAGCCUAUUUUCUUCAGAAUUUUGGCUACCGUUCCUGCUUUGUUAUCCUCCAGUGGUCUACGGUGGAUAUGUGUGCAGUCCUGCGAGGGUAGGCUUCGUCUCUCUCUUGUGGUGGUUCCGCUGGCAGCAUGCGAGAAAUGUUAGUCCUCUACUUGCAUACUUGAGCUUGCUUUGGUGUGGGUAGUGGCUAGCUGAUUCUUCAAACUGGUGUGAGCUCGGCGUUGUGGCGCUCAUUGUGGUCGUCUCCUUAUCCUUUGGGACCGCGGUAGCAAGUUACCUAGAGUGGAGUUUCUAAGAGUCUGGCGGCGUUGGUAGGGUCUCAGUUUGCCUUUUGAUCGUCUAUCUUGUUUCGUAGGUGCUUCUUCAGAGGAUGUGUACUCGAGUAGUCCUUUUAGUCUGUAUGAGUUACGGGUUAAAUGGGUGUAACGGUCCUGGGAGGGUGAGUUGGGGGCAGAAAUCUUCAGCUUGACGGAAGUUGUAGGUGCUAUGUGUUCUAAGGUUUCGAGGGCACCUUUCUUUCCAGUUGGUCGUAGCAACCAGUCGCUCACUCCGCUCUUGCCUUGUCAUCUGGUCUUUCGCUGCCACGCUUUGUGUUUCUCCAUAUUCCUAGUCUCUGCUCUUUUACUUUGGCUAUACUUUGCUGCUUAGGUCCGAGUUAGUUUAAUUUCUUGCAUCUCUGCUACCAAUUUUUCUUUGUGCUGUCUGUAAAAAAAUCAAACCAAAACCCUAACUUCUGCAAAUUAUAUCUUUCUAUUUGCCUCUCAGACGUCGGCGUGAGAGGCAUCUCGUCUCCCCUUUUUGUGCCUAAUAUUUUUUCACUUGUGGUUGAGAUCUAUUGACCAAGCUUUAGUUUGUGGCAGUCUUUCACUCUCCGAAAGUUCUGGAUCUUUGAGAUUCGGGUCUAGGUCUAGUUGCGGUGCUCCGAGUGGUUACCGCUCCUUUUCUCCUUCGUUUCGUAGUUAGCUUUGAGAUAUGUGUUUGGUCGAUGGUGGAGCUUUGGUUGUGCUGAAGUUGUGGGUGUGGCGGAGUGAUCUGUGAGUUUGUGGUGUGCUUUUACAGGGUGUUAUUGGGGCUGCAUCUGCUAGAGGACGGUGGACCAGAAACUGUUGACACUUUUCGGUGGUGCAACUAUCCAAGGGUUCUCUUCUACCUUUCUCUGCUCACUCUCAUGGAGUAAGUGAUCCCAUCUCUUGGUCGUCCGGUACUCCUUGAUCUCUCCUCAUUGGAUUUUCAAAGGCUUACGACAGAGGAUGUUGUUAUGGAGGUUCUUCUCCCACUGGAUGCUUUCUAAAGUUGCUUUAGGCGGAAGUCUUAUGUUUUGUCUCUCCUUUUGAAGCAGUCAUGUGUUUCAUAAGGUUCUAGCGGUGGUUUUACAAGCGACAGCGGCGGUCUUGUGCCUCAUAGCUAGGUUUUUCUAACCAGUCUAUUCAAGUUCUUUAGGUUUUUCGGUUUGUUGCAAUGUUGGGUUUGGUUAGUAGUUAGGGUUGGGCUUUGUAUCGUAUUAAACAUAAAAUCCAAAAAAAAUAUUAAUGUAACAAAUUUUAGCAAAAAAUAACAUGAAUAUAAAUCAUUUGCAAAAUAGAUAUUAUGUUUUUUAGUGUGUGGCUUUAGUUAAAGCAGGUAAUACAUAUAUUCAGGACCGGUUCUGCGAUUCUGGAGGUUAUAGACAAUUUAAGGAUUUCAAUAAUUUGUGGAUCUAAAAUUCUUUUUUUGCAAAUUUAGAGGUCUAUUUAUAUAUAAUUUUUUUCAAAAAUGUUGAGCGCUUGAAACGAACUCAUCCGACUUGGCUCCGCACCGACCAUGUAUACAUUUACAUCUUACUUUAUGCAAUUACUUCAGUCGAAUACAACCAAACUUACAAGUCACUAUACACAAAACAUUUAACGAUAUACUCCUAACAAAGAAAUAGAAAGGAACAUAAAUGGUAUAAAAGUCGACUUUUUAGCUGUUAUUGUUUCCGAUCUGUGACCCAGCCAUUGACUUGUAAUUUAUGUUUACAAAUUGACAAAUAUUAAUCUCUUUUUUUUUUUUGCAAUCAACAAAUAUGAAUCAUGACUAACUACGUUGAAAAUAUUGGUGAUAAAAAAAUAUCAACAAUUGAAACCGAUGGGGGUGGCUAUAUAACCACGGGGAAAUCAAAUAAAUACCCGACCUUUUAUCAAAUUAAUAAUAUAUAUAUUUCCACAAAGAGUCUUUCCUCUCUAUUUCUCGCCUCCUUCCUCCAUCUCUCAGCUGAAAUCCCCCAGAAAAAGGAAGGAAGAAAGGGGACACUUGGAGAAAAGGUUAGGAUCUAAGCUUAUGAUCCUAAAGCGUGAAGCCAAGAUAGAACAACAACGAGUAAACUCAAAACUUGUGUUGUGUCUUGAUGGGGAACUGUUGUCCUGGCGGAUCUUCUAGUGUUCGACAUGAACAGAGCCCUGUCUCCACCAAGCCCCUCUCAGUGGUAAAAAAUAUUCAAGAUCCAGUUAAAAUAAAACUUCCGCCGCCGUUGGUGGCGAUUCCCCCAGCUAGGGGUUUGAAACCAAAGUUUCCGGCGGCGGUACCAGGAAGGCCAACGAGACCCGUCUAUAACCCGCCGCGUGAAAAGCAUCAGGAGAAGACAAGAUCCGUAGAUAGUCCACCAUUAAAGCCGGUGGAGAAACUAGGUAUAGGUAAAAAGGCAGUGCCGCCGAGCGGGAAGAUAGUGACGCCGAGUCUAAAGAUGUUUUCAUUAGCGGAUCUUAAGACGGCGACAAAGAAUUUCCGACCGGAGUCGAUGAUCGGAGAAGGUGGAUUUGGACAGGUGUUCAAAGGAUGGCUGGAAGAGAAGACGUUAGCUCCGUCGAGGGCCGGUGUCGGAAUACCAGUAGCCGUUAAGAAAUCAAACCCUGAUAGUGCUCAAGGCUUGCAUGAAUGGCAGUGUGAAGUGAAAUUCUUAGGGAAGUUUCAUCAUCCAAAUCUGGUCAAGCUCUUGGGUUACUGCUGGGAAGAGAAUCAGUUCCUAUUGGUUUACGAGUAUUUGCCUAAAGGAAGCCUUGAGAAUCACCUCUUCUCAAAAGGAGAGGCGUUGACAUGGGAUACACGUUUGAAAAUAGCCAUUGAAGCAGCUCAAGGACUUACCUUUUUGCAUAACUCUGAAAAGAGUGUUAUUUACAGAGACUUCAAAGCUUCUAACAUCCUUCUUGAUUCCAACUUCCACGCCAAGCUUUCUGACUUCGGUCUAGCCAAGAAUGGUCCAAUUAAUGGAUUUUCUCACGUGACCACACGUGUAAUGGGUACACAAGGUUACGCAGCUCCUGAAUACAUGGCUACAGGUCAUUUAUACGUGCGGAGUGAUGUUUACGGGUUUGGAGUGGUCCUCCUAGAGCUAUUAACCGGUCUAAGAACACUAGACCCAACCCGACCAUCUGCUCAACAGAACCUUGUGGAAUGGGCUAAGCCAGCUCUGACUCAGAAAAAGAAGAUCCAGAAAAUGAUGGACCCACGGCUCGAGCACAAAUAUCCAAUUAUGGCAGUGACCAGAACCGCUGCGCUAAUUCUACGGUGUCUCGAGGCUGACCCCAAGAACCGACCGCCCAUGGACGAUGUACUUAGAGAAUUAGAAAUCGUGAGGACUAUCAGAGACGAAGAGAGGCGUAAACGUAGCAGUGGUGGUUCAGAUAAUAACCGUGUUAAUGGAUAUGGUUCACCGCACGUCCGUAGAACCGGUCGAACCAGAUAGUCAAAGAAAGUGGCUUUGGAUAGGAGUCAUAGACACAUAUGCAUACGUAAAACAUUUGUUUUUUAUAAAAUAAAACGUAUUCUUUUUUCUGUACGUAGAGUUUUGUUUUACAUUUUUAAAAAUUAACUAAAUAUAAUAUGGCAAAAAGAAAGAAAGAAAACUUAGUGAAA
This is a messenger RNA of Brassica napus (rape), 4536 nucleotides long. RefSeq names its product probable serine/threonine-protein kinase PIX13. Gene Ontology annotation, molecular function: ATP binding; protein kinase activity. Lineage: Eukaryota; Viridiplantae; Streptophyta; Magnoliopsida; Brassicales; Brassicaceae. Gene Ontology annotation, biological process: protein phosphorylation. Bases 3032 to 4366 code for a protein of 444 amino acids. The transcript has 6 exons. The record is from RefSeq and is a predicted model, not a curated record.